UGUCUCUAACCUAUCAAGCUGACAAAUAAAAUACAAAAAGUGAGCUACAUAUAAGCAUCUAGUUGAUAAAACCAUGGUUCAUUAAACAGGAAUGUCUUCAUAUACCAGCCACUGAAAUGUAUUUAUUUCGAAUGUAAACAUUCUUGCUUAAAGCUAUAUUAUGAAACAGGAUCGAUUAAACCUCGAGCGAUAGGUGGUUCAAAACCACGAGUAGCUACAACCCCGGUCGUACAAAAAAUUGCUGAUGAUAAACGGGAAUGUCACAGCAUAUUUGCGUGGGAAAUACGGGAUCGACUGUUGUCCGAACAAGUUUGCAAUAGUGAUAACAUUCCAAGUAUAUUAUGAAACAGGAUCGAUUAAACCUCGAGCGAUAGGUGGUUCAAAACCACGAGUAGCUACAACCCCGGUCGUACAAAAAAUUGCUGAUUAUAAACGGGAAUGUCCCAGCAUAUUUGCGUGGGAAAUACGGGAUCGACUGCUGUCCGAACAAGUUAACAAUAGUGAUAACAUUCCAAGUAUAUUAUGAAACAGGAUCGAUUAAACCUCGAGCGAUAGGUGGUUCAAAACCACGAGUAGCUACAACCCCGGUCGUACAAAAAAUUGCUGAUUAUAAACGGGAAUGUCCCAGCAUAUUUGCGUGGGAAAUACGGGAUCGACUGCUGUCCGAACAAGUUAACAAUAGUGAUAAC
This is a messenger RNA of Drosophila rhopaloa, 689 nucleotides long. RefSeq names its product paired box protein Pax-6-like. Gene Ontology annotation, molecular function: DNA-binding transcription factor activity, RNA polymerase II-specific; RNA polymerase II cis-regulatory region sequence-specific DNA binding. The transcript is spliced from 4 exons. NCBI's taxonomy places the organism in Eukaryota, Metazoa, Arthropoda, Insecta, Diptera, Drosophilidae. The coding region runs from base 245 to 526 and encodes 93 amino acids. Gene Ontology annotation, biological process: regulation of transcription by RNA polymerase II; anatomical structure development. The record is from RefSeq and is a predicted model, not a curated record.